Ctenopharyngodon idella (grass carp) is the source of this 9052-nucleotide messenger RNA. It is a transcript of the gene znf281b, whose product is annotated as zinc finger protein 281b. NCBI's taxonomy places the organism in Eukaryota, Metazoa, Chordata, Actinopteri, Cypriniformes, Xenocyprididae. Gene Ontology annotation, biological process: regulation of transcription by RNA polymerase II. The transcript is spliced from 6 exons. The coding region runs from base 2334 to 4862 and encodes 842 amino acids. Gene Ontology annotation, molecular function: DNA-binding transcription factor activity, RNA polymerase II-specific; RNA polymerase II cis-regulatory region sequence-specific DNA binding. The record is from RefSeq and is a predicted model, not a curated record.
UAAUAUUAUGUGCCAGCAAUUAUGUAAAGAACUAAUUCACACUCAGGACAAAGUCGCAGAUGCUCAGGCACAAUCUUCAUUUGCAUAGUGGCCCCCUGCUUGACUAGUCCUGCCUGUAUCCGUCUGUCUCCUCUCACGACCCGUCCGCUCAACCCAUAAUUCCCAGCGUCGACACAACAUGGAAGAGGCCAACAGCUGCAAGAGAACAAUAUUUUGGCUGUGAAAUAACUCAAAGAAUCGAGCGCCGGGAUUACUUUGAACACUGCGAGUCGGCCGUGGCCAUGUACAAGUAAGUGGGACUGCGUUUGUACCAUUUAUUUCUGCCCGAGGUUGUAAAGAUGAGGGAUUGCGCACGGAUGAAAGCUCCGAAUGAAAUCACAGCCGCUCAAGCGAGAGAUGCAUUUAAGCGCCGAGCAUCAUUGUUUCUGCUGCAAGAGACUGUGGCGAUUAGAAGCGCUUUUAGUAAAAAAAAAAAUCGAUCUACCUUUGCAGGCGUACAUUUAUACCAGUCUCGGCGUGCUAUUUACAUCGUAUUUAUCGCCGCAUAUUCUCGGCGGAUUGUGUUACUGUGUGUGGGCUAUAAUUAGUGAUGGUGACGAAUGGAUGAAUGGUAACGAUAUAUCACACUCAUGUACAAGGCAAAACUUGAGAGGCGACAAAAUUACAACGCUGCAGAAGAAACUGUACACGCGAAUCUCAGUGUAUCGGGCUUCGUUUGUUAUAAUGGUAGCGUUGCAACGCGUCGCGUGCGGUGUGGAGAUGGGCUGUUAGCAGUAGCUCUUUCAUCUGCAUGCUAUUGCUGGCUAGCCCGUUCAUCAUUUAGUUCAAUAAAACACUUCUCAGUUUGGUUUGUUUUUUUUUAACUUUAUCUUUCGUAUGUAUUUUGUGGAUAGGUAUAUGGACACACACGAGUUUGUUUAAAAUCUUGUGAUGUGUGGUUCUCAUGUCUCGCUCGUUCUCGUUAGUUAGCCGUUAGCUGCUAAUGGAGUCAUUUAGACCGAGAUGUGUUUGGUAAUUGUGAUGAACGACUAGAUUAGCUGGAUUUGAUAAAAAAGGAUUACACUUUACUCAGUUUAGCUCCGAAAAGUAGAAAGUAAACUUAUAAACGAUGUAAAAUUAAAGUAUCAAUUCACCUAAAAUUCCUUAAACCUUGUCAAAUUAUAUGUAUUAACAGACGGGGCCAUAUCAAUAAGAUUAAGCAGCUAUCCAUUAACGUUAGCUGAUCACAAUAGAGAACAAUGCUGCGGCAACCACAGACUCGGAGUUUGCACCGUGUUUUAUUUUCUAAAAAGAUGGUAAAUCUUAUAUUAAGGGUGUUUUAAGCAUAUAUUGAAACAAUUUUCAAUGUGUUUCCGAAAACAGUUUCAUAGUCGUCCUUUUUAAGCAAGUAUGUCUAAUCUUAUGAUGCUAAGGUUAGCUAACCGAUCGUCAAAAAGGACUGAUUUGGAUCUUCACAAGGGUUGUUUAUAUUUAUUUCCUUGAACUUGUGCUUUUUACCCAUUAAUCAAAACUAAAACAAUAUAUAUAUUUUUUAAUUUCUUUUCUUUGACCCGAAUUUGGUUGAAAUGAUCUCAACACUGAGUAAUCGCCAUAAUUUCCUUAUUGUUAUAUUUUAGACAGCCUUGACUAGACUAAUUAUAAAAAUAUACCAUCUUUUCCCAUUUAGAUCAUGCAUAUUAUAAAUAUGCCUGUCAAUUUAGCAAAGACAUUAAAUGCAAUGAAAACACUUGCUAAGAUAUUGUUUUAUGUUUUUAAGCGAUACUGUAAUAGUUCUGAUAUAAGUUCCUGAUAUAAUUGUUUGUUUGUUUUUUUCAGCUUUCAUCUGUCUGGAGUCUUUCUGACCUUUAAGAGGUUUUUAUUUGUCAGUGACCUACACAGAAAUUAUGACCUUGAUUUUAAAGAAAUCUGAUAGUCUUGGUGGUAUAAACACAUUGCAUUUUACAUAGUAAACUAAUGCAGCAGCAGAUACAUUUACUGAUUUAGCUUUGUCAUAAAAACUGCAUUAUAAUUACAGUUGGCAUAGCCUAAUCACAUGACAGUAUGUCAUACACCCAAUGUGCACAAUUCCCUGAAUCAUCAGCCUGUGUAGUAACUGAAAUCAAUUGUAUUUAUGGACCAGGAAUAAUUAGGAAAAUGAAGCAUUGCAUUUUAUAAUAUUAAUACACUUACUUUGACUAUUCAUAAGAGAAUGUUUUUUUUAUGUAAAUAACUAAUUUACUGCUCAGUAGUACUCAUGCAUUAAACUACUAGAUUUAAUGUCAUAAGCAAUCUCGUAUUUUCUUGUCUUCAUAGCAUAUUUCAUCAAUGAACUUUGGCCUGUGGAAGACCCAAGCAUGAGUAUUAUCCAGGACAAGCUAGGCAAUGAGUUUUUGCGGAACGGAGGCAUGGACCCAAACUUCCCUCCCAGCAUGAUCAUGUUCAGCCAUUUACCUCCAGUGACCAGCUUCACGCGCCUGACUUCACAAACCUCCAUGGCGGAUCUGCCCCAGGAGAUGAUCCUAAAGAAGGAGCGUGACUCUCCUGACCAUGGUGGUGGCUUUCUCCACAGUAUGGGUAUCAAACAGGAGAAGCUCAGCGAAUUGGACUACCGCCUCCCAAUGUAUGCAACGGGAACCGGAACAGCAGGAGGAAAAAGCACUGAUAUGCUGGACAUGUCGCUUGGCAACCACCAGAAUAUGCUUUUGCAUGACCUAAGCCUUAGCAAUCAGUUCUCUGGAAGACUGGGGAAAGACCCUAAAGAAUCUGGGCCUAGAAGAGGGAGAAGAGCAAAUGGAGAAGGACCAGAGGGCAAAACCAGAAGGAAACAAGGGGACUCAGCAAAGUCACUCAUGCUGGAUGGGGAUUCUGGGCCCCUCUCUCCCAACUCUAAACCGCACAUAUGCGAGCACUGCAAUGCAGCCUUCCGUAGUUCCUAUCAUCUGCGCAGACAUGUGCUCAUUCACACAGGUGAGAGGCCUUUUAGGUGCAGUCAAUGUAAUAUGAGCUUCAUACAGAAGUAUCUGCUGCAACGCCAUGAAAAAAUCCACAGCGGGGAGAAACCAUUCAGCUGUGACCAGUGCAACAUGCGCUUUAUUCAGAAAUACCAUAUGGAGAGACACAAAAGGACACACAGUGGAGAAAAGCCAUAUAAAUGUGACACCUGCUUACAGUAUUUCUCACGGACGGAUCGAUUACUGAAGCACAAGAGAACCUGUGGAGAAGCCAUAAAGAAAGGUCUGGACCCAGGGAUGCUGGACCUUGGAGAUGAGGAUAUGGGACAAGGCAGCUACCUACUCACUCAGGGAAACACCAGCGCCCCACCACGCAAGAGGGGCAAGUCCAAAAGUGGCAAUGACGGAGGAGAGCGGCGAAGGAAGAAAGGAGCAGCUGCGGGAGGAGGAGUGCAAAUGGCACGAGGACUCGGCCCACAGGACUACACCUUGGACAUCCCCAGUGGAUCAGGGGCAUCUUCUUCAGGGGCUCUGGCUGAGACAAGCAUGGACAACCAGCAUGGACGCACACCCAAGCUUGUCUUUAAGAAAGGUGGCCACAAGGGAAUGGACAAGGGUCCGGUUUCUAUGGAGGAGGCCAACCAUGAGCAGAAGCUGCUGACGCAGAAGCAAGGAUCUAUGGACAUGUCUGGAGCUGGAAGUAUGGAUGGUCUCAGCCUCCUUCAAACCUCUGGUGGCCCCAAACAAGGAGGUACCAGCAGCAACUACGACGAUGCCAUGCAGUUUUUGAAAAAAAGACGGUACCUGCAUGCUGCUAACAGCAGCGCUGCAGCUGACUUUAGCUCUGUCCACCUUCCGCAGCCGACGGUCAUCCAAGGUGGCAUAGGAGAACCUACACUAGCCUUGCUUGACACCUCGCCUUUGGUAAGCGUUGACAAGCAUGACAAAUCAGGGAUCCCAGAUGAGGUGCUGCAGAGCCUGUUGGACCAUUACAGCCACAAAUCCGAUGGCUCUCACCACGAUGUGACUUUUGAUCUGCAAGACUCUCACCAUGUGGAACUGCAGCCCGCCUCUGCCACCUCUGAACUGGGCCAGGAUGAGGUAUCUCCUGGCUCUGGAGACAAGAGUGGGGUGAUGAACGAGUACUCCAAGUUCUUGCUCCAGACCUUGGAGAGAACCAGCCAUAGCAGCAGUUUCAUUUUGGGCCCGUCUGGACCCUUCCCAAGCCUCCUGUCGUCCAGCAGCAGCCCUGUUAGCACACUCUUCCCAGAAAAGAACAUCUACACCACCUCACCACUAGAUUGCGGAUUUGGACAGCCCAUUUCCUCCCCUCUUGCACCUUCCUCUUCAACUUCCUUAAGCAAGUCCCAUUAUGGAAUGCUGGUAGGUUCUCCGUCACCCUCCCAUGCCUCACCAUCCUCCCAGCAGUCCUUUCAUCUCAGCAGUCUGGAGCCAGCUCCGCACCAGCAGCUUACUCCAUCUCAAGAGCUCACUGACCAGCUGGAGAAGCAGCACUCGCCACCGUACGCUCUCGCAACUCAGGAGCUGACCAAUGGCAGCCAGAAAGACCAGCAGACCAAGAACGGCAGCUCUUCUGUCAAUGGCAGCAACAACGGGAACGGCACCGGUGGUGGCUCAUCUAAUGGCUCUGUCUAUCCUGACCUUGCUGCCCUGGAGUCGUCUAAGGAAGUGGACAUGCGUUCCACCUACCAGAUAGAGAACUUCGCCCAAGCCUUCGGCUCUCAGUUCAAGUCUGGUCGACGAACCCCGCUAGGUUACGGCAGCGACCCACGAGUGGGCAUCACAGAGGUCGACCACAGGAUACAGCGGACUCCCGUAUCUGAAUUCUCAGGGUAUACUAGUCUCUUAGCAGAUGUCAACGAGCCGGCUAGCUCAGGAUCCAAAACCCCCACAAGCCAAAGCUACAGGUAAAGGUUAAGGGAGCUCACCUGACCCUGUUAUGUGGGAUGAGGACUGUCUCUAAUGCGUCCCUCUCCUCGCUGAGUAAAACUUUAAUUAUUACACUGCCAUUAAAUGUCAAUAGAAGACGUUACCAGGGAAGGUCUACAAGACCUCAGAUGCAAUUUUUCACUUUUUAAAAAAAAAAUUUUUUUUAUGUGUUUUAGUCAUUUUGUUUUAUUAGCGUAGUGGAUGUAAGGCUAGAUUUGAAUAUUUCCAGCGAUAUUAGAGGCUAGCGAAGGACUUCUUUCAGAAACCUUGUAUGUCUUAGCAAUCAUAGUCUAAUUGUAAGAUUAAGUUAAUAAUGGAAGAUGAUUUUACAGUAAUAACAGAUGUCAGGGAGUGGCCCAGUAUUCAAUGGCAAAAAAAAUGUAUUGUCUGUUACAAUGAUCUAAAGUAUUACUCAGGAAAAAGCAGUAACUUUUUUUUAAACGAGGUGCACUAGCGCCCCUUUUUUUUUUACAGGUGUACGUUUGAAAUGACAGUGAAGCUUUUUGUUUUUGAAAUUCCUUGAAGAAAAAGACAGUCAAUCGGGAAACUGCGUGUUCAGUGGAAUGACACUGGUGGCUCUUUCCACUUCUUGUGCAUUUGUAAAGUUUAUGGUACUUCUGAUAUCAAUGUGAAAACACUUUCAUCCCUAAGGGCCAUGUUUAAAAACACAAAAAACAUACUGGUAGGCAGAUACAAACAUUCUAGCGUAUGUAGAUAUUUAUUUGUAGCUACAUGGAACUUGCAUAACUAUUGUCUCAGGGUGAGCAGUAAUUCUUAUCCCCUUCUUUAAACUUUACUCUUUGUCAGCUGACAUCACUUUGAUCUCUCAAGGAAUCAAAUAAGCACUUUUAUAAACCACUGAAAGCAAGAAUUCAGAUUCAGGACACAUAAAACUAUUAUUUUUGAUGAAGAAAGCUGUGAUUUUUAAAAGUAGGGGAGGGAACGGCAGAUUUGCCAUAACAAAGGGCAUUUUUGAAUAUUCAUUGGGGUUAUAGGUGAUAUUUUGUUCCUUUAAUUGAAAACACUGUUAUUGGACGUGAAUGCCACUUUUUUUUUUUUUUUUUUAAUAGUUGUGGGCUACUUCGAGGCAUUUUUUUGUGCUGAAGGUGUUCAGGUAUCAUGACUAUUUGACUUGGGCUGAGCAGCAACAUUUGGAGUUCUACCUCUUAUAGUGUGGUUUUGAAUUUAAUGCCUGACAAAAUUGCAAGCUUCCUUUUUAAAUGGUUGGAGGGAGAAGAACCCAAUGAAUUGGAAGGACCUAAACCUGUGGUGUUUGUUUUUAAAUGAGCAGUGAAUUAGGAAAAGACUUCAUGUUGAGACGAGGUGUUUUCUUCCCAAUGCAAUUUUUCAUGUCCUUGGUAAGAGUGGUGGGCUGCUUUGUCUUCCUGGUUUUUGGCCCAUGCAGCAAGCCUAUGUCCCGCGUGAGGCCUUUCGGUGGUCUUGCCGUUUUUUUCCCCUGCCUUUUACUUAAACCUGUCCCAGAGAAAUGCCAUCAGUGUGAUGGUAUCAAGAACAAAGUCUGAAUGCUGCACUCCAAACUCGUUCCAUGCUUUUAUAGAAUGAAAUGAAAAAAAUAAGGAAAAGAGUGGCGUGAAGAAUAGGAUUGACCUUAAUAUACCUCAUAUCAUUGUAAAAAUGAGAAACCAGGGACAUGUUUCAUGUAGUGGAAAUAUUGUAGUAUGCGUCAACUUAUUGUAUAAUCAUUUAAUGCCACCUGUGUUUACAGUUAAAGUUGAUUUCUUGGAAUACAAAUGUACUAUUUUAUUUCUUUUCUGUUAAGCGGUGAUGCCAAGCAGUGUUUCAUUGUAGAAUAAUCCCUAGAAUUUCAUGAAAUGUCUCGUUUCCCCCUUGUUUUUGUUACUUGCUAUGUGUUUUGAUAUGGUUUCUAGAGAGACUUUGUUUACAAUAAUGUACAAAAACACUAAAAAUGUUUUUGUUUUCUUUUUGUUUCUGAUAUGCAUGAUAUGAAGUUGUUUUUAUGGCUUUCUUCUGAUCACUAUUGCACCAAAUGUUUGUAGCAUAUAUGUCCCCGACUUCAGUCUCAUUUGUCACAGGGCUGUACAUGUCAGAUGACUUUAUAAAUGAUUAGGUAAGCCAAUAAAAACGUUUUGUUAUAAAACAAACCCCAUUUUAACAUUUGUCCAGAUAAGGUUAAUGAGAUAUAGGGCAGCUGAUGUCAAGACAGGAAAUAACAAUGAUUGUUUUCUCAGCUCUUGGUAAUGUGAGAAUAUGUGGGGGAAAAAAUCAAUGUAAAAUGUAAUAUUUAAUUUUUAUUAUUUUAUUAUUUUUUUAAAUUGGGUUAUAGAUGGGUAGGUCACAGGGAGAAAGAAAAAAGGUGUGUAAAGAUGAGGCCAUUUAAAAAGAUCUUUGUGCUAUGGUGGAUAUUAAUGUAUAUUAAUUUGCUAUUUUUUUCUAGUCAUGGCCAAAUUAAAGAAAAUCUCAAAGGUAAAAAACGAGGAUAACAAUAAGAUGAUGAUAAUUGGAAGCAAAAAUUGUUAGAAGUGCUAUGGAGGGUGCACUCAAUUAAAUUUUCUUGGCUAAAAUAUUUUUUAAAAAUCAUCUGAAUUAGAUUGAAGUAUGCCUAAGUAUAAAAUGUAGUUGCUUUUCAAUUUGCCAAACUGAAUUGUUUGAAACUUUCGUUCUUUUGUUUUAAAAGGUCAUACUUGAAUUUUAUUAAAACACAAUUUAUUCUUAAUUCAUAUACACCAUUUACUCAAUUUAAUUUUGAUGGCAAUUUACAUACAGUUGCGUAAAAAUAUAAAUAUUUGAGUUUUCCAAAAUUUUCACCAUAUAGAACAAUACGUUUUUGUCUGUAUCUGUCAACAGAGGAAAUGCAACAAACCAUGUUAGACUGUUUAACAUCCUUACCAUAUGGUUAUUUAUUGAAUCUUUAUCUGUUCUGUACCACCAGGUGGCAGCAAAAUAGGUCUUUUAUAAAGGCCCCUUGGCUCAAAUUCUUUUGUUGCAGCAAAAAGGUGUGUAUCAGACCAAAACAAAUGAUUUACUUUUUUUUUUUUUUUUUUAUAUAUCUGACAAGGAAGAACCAUUUCCCGUUAUUGAAUGUUGCCAAAUGUGAUGAAUACUCAUGUUAAAUAAACAUCAGUUCUUCUGGGCAAGGCUUUACUGGGGACCAUAAAAAUUGAUGGGAGUGUGUGAAUUUACUUGCCAUUUAUAUCAAAAGUAUAUAAAUUGAUCUGUUCUGACACUAUUGGUAUAUAAUGGACAGAGGUCCAUGCUGGUAUACCUUACAGAAAAAUUAAACUUUAUUCAUAUUUUCAUGAUUGUAUUCCCUGGUGGGAAAAAAGAUAUCAAGCAUAAAUUACAGUACAAAGGGCUUUGUUUUAUGAGCUUGUACAAGGAGGUUUCAUGUUGUGGAGAAACAGAUUGUUUCCUGAUUGGACAUAAUUUAACCAAAUCAGUUGUUUUGUUUUGAUUAAUAUUAUUUUUCUUUUUUUGUGUGUGUACAUUUCCUCAUUUCCUCUGACGCUAUCAAAUGUAAAUAUUACAGUCUGAGGUCAUCUAUGUAUCUCAAUCAAAACAGACCAGGUGCAUAAUGGCUGUUUUUUAUUUGUUCUUUAUUUGCCAACAGUAAAGAAUGGGUUGGACUUCAGGUAAAUGGACUCAGUGACUUGGCAACAGGACAAUUUAAGUUCCCAGUAAGUCAGGCUUCACUGUUAUGAUGCUUUGAACUAUCAAACUUAACAAUACUCUAUUUCAUUAUGUUUUUAGUCUUUCAUUACAUGGCAGACUGUUUAAGCCAAUGGUUUAGUCAGCAGCUAGAUUUAAUGUGUUACUACAUUAAAAUAAUGCCUCUCUGAUUCAGCUCUCAUAAGUAGUAUAAAUGUUAAAUAAUGAAUAUGAAAUCGUCUGUUACAGUUUUAACAGCUAUUUAAUGGGUUUUUCAGCUUUUUCACACUAUAACCUAGUAAACUAGAAACAAGGGUCUUUUCUAUGCAUACGACAUGGACAGCAGCAGGUGUUUCAAAAACAGGUAAUACAGUCAUUCAGAAAAUGUUGCUGGUACCAGUCCUCUAUGUCAGAAUUAAAAAAAGUCUCAUUCAGAUGUCUCAGUGACUCAGCUGGACCAAUCUGAUACUAGAGCACAUAUGUCAGAAGAGGGGCAAAGUGCGUUGGGUGUUCUAGAUUAAUAAAACACUUAAUUACAAACCUGA